GAGUAGCAGCAGCACCCCCGCAGAACAAGCUUUACCACUUUUAAGGCGCACUGUAAUCAGUCUCGCUUCUCUGAACGCUACGCUAUGGAUUACUCAGCCGACAUCGAAUACUCCUUUUCCCCGUUUGCAAUCUAUUAAAUCCCAAAUCACUUUUUGGUUUUUCUGUUCAUUAUGGCGAAGUCGGAGUCAACCGAUUCAACAAAAACCCCGGGCACGCCCUCCCUCAGCAAGCUGAGCUCCAUUUCUGUUCCCCGCGGCGGAGAACAACCGGCAUCAUCGCCGCCCCUAAAAACCAAAAAGAUGAGCACCAUUGCCUGGUUCAGCAAACACUGGCAGCAGUUUAAGCGCCGCCUGUCGUCGACGGGAAUGGCACUGCGCAGCAAGUCUGUGCCUAACACCACUCGCUUCCACCGGGCCACAGAGCGGCGUUCCCGGUCGCGAACAUCCAGCGUCAGCGGCCCCUGGCGUAACGAUUCCACUACGGAACGUUGUGGAUUCACGGCGCGCGGUAGUAACGCAACAAAUAGCGACAGUGAGGGUUCUUCGGGCAUUGGAGUGCGGCGAGUGCCGGAAAGUGUACAGAAAUUUGAUAUUCACGAGAACACAUUGAAAACUAAGUUUCGCCAGUUACGCGACCAGUAUGCACAAGGUAAACUGAAGAAAUACAAAGCAAACGAAGUGACCACAGGAAAGUUGGGCCGGCCGAGGAAGCCGCGAAACCGACUGAACCAUCCACCAUCCUCAUCGCGACUGGCUCGUCGAGUACCUCUUCCCGUCCCCCGACCACCUCACGAAAAACCCUCACUUCCUAUACCGCAGCCAACUCGGAGAAAACCGACGCUGUCCGUCCGGACCUCUCCUGCAAAAUUGUCACGGCUCAUUCCGCAACCGCCAUUCAAAGAGUCAAGUCUUGUCAAUUCCCAGCCACCUCGCGAAGCUCCACCAGCUCCUUUCUCAGCGGGCUCAGCCUCUGUAAGCGUUCAAAGAGGAGUAAAUAAUUGGCGCCGCUGUGAAGAAUAUCUCGCCAGUAUUCCGUCCGAUUUAUCCUUGAGUGAUGUCGCGGACCUGGAGCAAGAAAGGCAGGUGGUAACGGAAGCGGUAACAGAGACGCCGCCGAAACCCCCGCGAUCAAGCGCUUUUCCUGCACCAUCCGUCCGGGCGGCGGCUUCCAGAGCUUCCCUUAUUGGAGAUCUGGACAUUAAGUCGAGAAAAUCAAAAAGUCAUCAGCUGCUUUUGUUGAGCGACAACGAUGUUGAAUGGUUUGAACAGCAAGAGCAAACCGUGAUCCCAGAGAAGAUGGAGAUGGAUACCGCGACACAAGUGUCGCUUUCAUCGGAAGAAUCACCGGCACCCACGGUUUUGACCCAACAUAUUACGGAUAGUCCGCAUCCAUGCCCACGCCCCCGACGUGAUCGUCACCUCCGUAUUCGUUGCCGGCCGAAACCGCAACGUGAAAAAUUUGUACACCUAACCGUCUACAACCAGGCUCCUCAUAACCGUUUUGUCAUUGAACCUUGUGCUUUUGGCUUGCCCUUGCCCACUACCCCAUUAUGUCCUUGUCACCAGCGCCAGCUGGCUGACGUCAAUAAUGCCGCGGUGCAGUCCGAAAGUGGCAAUGACAAAAACCAGUCGAUUCCCGUAGAAGACCCAGCAACUGCCGGUAAAGAGGCAGUUGCACCAAACGAAGUUGUUGCUGAACCGACACAAGAAGCGUUGGCGUACCUACAAGAAACCUUACGCACAAUAGGGGCUCCUAACAGUACAAACUUAGACUCACAAGUGCCUGAUCCGCAAUCUGAGCCACCGGAUGGCGAUGUUAUCGGACUAGACAAUAAACCGGCAGCGGAAGAUACAGAUCACUUCGAAAGCACUCAAAAUAAACUUGAAGAAAAAGUUCCCCAGCCUGUAUCAAGGCAGUGGUUGCGCCGAUUACCUAAGCGGCGCCACGUCCUUAAGCGCUACGGACGGUGCCCGGUUCGUCGAAUUAUUUACAUUAGGCAAUCGACCAGUGAUAGUCCAGUUGCCGUUCCCACCGAAGCACCGUCGAAACCAACUGAAGCUGGAUCUCCCGAGCGCAACGACUUGGUAGAAGUGAACUUCGCCCCCGACGAAAGGAACCAUAUUCAAACUAUCAGUCACUAUUCUAUGCCAGAAACUGUCGUCGAGGAACAAAUCGCUGCUUCCCAUGCCAGCACGCCGUGCGAAAUAAUCACCGCAUCGCAUUCGUACGAGUCUUUCCAAACAUCCGAUUCCCACCCAGAGAUCCCCGUCAUACCACCUGGCAAUAUUACUGCCGAAUUUCAGCAGAUGCUGCUGAUUUCUAAUCUAGCCAAUCUGACCGCCAUAUUAAACAAGGUCACGACCGAGAAAACUGAUGCAAACUUAGCAGAGCGCAUUAGUCUGUCGGAUAGAGCUGAACAGACGCAUUUUGAAGCAACUGACACAGUCUUCCACAACGAAGCCGUUCUGCUCGAUUUGCCCAACGAACCGCUCCAGGAGCCGCGACAAUCUCUACCCUGCAUAUCGGUAUCUGCUGGCUGCCAGGUGUCUGUUUGUAACCAAUCAGCGGCAAAGGCCCGAAAGCGCCGUGUGCAGUUCAUUCCGACAUUGUCCAAAUACCACAAACACCGCAACUUCCAUUGCGACGAAUGCCGACGAAAAAAGAGUUUCGACCGGAGUGUGCUAACAAGAAUCUACACUAACCGGGAUUCAGGCGGUGACAGCUGUCGUGGACAACCACAGCCAGUUGAAUCAUCAUCGAAGCCGCGAGUUAAGCAGGUAACAUUUGCCGAAUCCGAGCCAGCGCGACUGCCUCCCGAGAUGCUCCAAGAAAAGCUGUCGCUCUUGCAAGUGGAAAAAGGUUUCGUCAUCCCCACCCUCGAAGUAUUGCAGCACUUACUCCAUAUCUUCCAGCUAGACGCACCGUUAAAAUGUCAUCCCAAGGACGUUCACGCCAUCUGGGAAGCAUGGAAGUCUCAGUUAUCUUCCCUUUCCGGAAAGAAAGAAAUCCAUAGUGGCAUCUUUGCUCAAUACGCACAGUUUUCUUAUAACCGAUUCAUUCAUUUCAUUAAAAUGUAUUGUACAUCCACGCCCGCGCAGUCAUCCUUGGAAAUUCCCGAAGACGAUUCCAUUGCCGCACAGGAACUUUUUCAAGCCGGUGUAUUGGAAAUCCCAGUCAAUCGUCCCAAGGCCUUCACCUUUAACGUACCAACCAACCGGGACUAUCUGCGUGACUACUUGGUGUCGCAUUUUCGGGUGGACGCCGAUGGCCGAUCCCGUUCCAUCUUUCGGCAGAAGUUCCCUUUCUACUUGCACCUGUAUAAAAGCGGCCGAACCCGGAAUCUCUCCGAUGACGAGGUCAACGACGUCAAACUCAUGCUGCAUCUUUUUCGACUGGACCGCUGUACAUUGUUCUCCAAGAGCGAGACCAAGUUGAUCGAUGAUAUUAUGCGGACGUGGAACUCAGCCAAUGCCGAAAAAUUGUGUCGUCAGAAUGUUCUCGACGUGCACCGUGUUACACAACGUUGGCUAGUGGAAACAGCAUACAUUAAUUAUCGGCAGAGUCUUGGCGCUGAACAAGCCAUGCAGAUUCUGGGACUGAAGUACCUUAACGCGGACUGUCACCCGAAAACCACGCUUCCGAAGGAAAGCAAGCCGGAAAGGUCUCCGGUUACUCAAACAGUGGAGGAAUCCCUUAAGCGGUUCCAACAGCUGAACAAGAACAUUUGGUCCGUGUGCCGCCACACCGAAGAAACGUCUCCGGCGACAAAUCAGCAGCGAUCGAGCUCAGUCAUGCAGAAACAAACGCAAUCUAAUGGAUGUGCUGUCGAAACUGGCAAAGAAAUCUGGAAAAGCACCACGGUGACCUUGGCGAAUGAUUUGCGACAGCCGAAGCAGUUCGACAACCUGAAGCCUCAUCGAAUUAUGGUUCGUCGUGCCGAACGGACGGCACGGGUAGAAAAGAACUCGUUCGGCAACAGUUCCGUGAUGGAGACCGAUAGCAGCUUGUCCAUACAGAUUUGCACGAGCGAUACUUGCGAUGGUUUGAAGAAAACAGCCCUUUAAAUUUGUGCUUCGGCAUUUGAACGAUCUGAUGUUAAGUUUAGCGGAAGUUGUUGUAACCAUGGUUUUCCUAACGUUUCGACCGAAACUGAAUGUUUCGAUUGCGUCAUGAUGCUAGAAUAAUUAAAAACUGUAGGCGUA
Molecule: messenger RNA, 4203 nt
Organism: Paramacrobiotus metropolitanus
Lineage: Eukaryota; Metazoa; Tardigrada; Eutardigrada; Parachela; Macrobiotidae
Exons: 8
Coding region: 172-4065 (1297 amino acids)
Source: RefSeq, a predicted model, not a curated record